AUGCCGAACAAGCGCAAGUCCACAGAGCCUUUGCCGCCAGCCCCAGAUCAGCCGAAAGAUAAGAAGGCCAAGAUGGCUCCGGCGUCGAAUCCCCCCAAUCUGGCAGCGUCAGUGUCCACAGCCUUUACCUCCGUUGUCGGCGGGCUCACUGCCACCCUGCCAAGUCGAACCAAAGCCAGCAAGAAGAGCGCCAAAGUCCAACGUGCAAAGCCCUCAGGAUUUUAUCAGAGUGGAUCAGGCAACAGCACUGUAUCUCCCAUCCAACAGAAUUUGAGCAAACUAUUCGAUCAGUACCGAGACAACCCCAAAGAUGCACCGGACAAGAUCGGCAUCGAAGGCGCCCAGAAGUAUCUUACCGAUCUCAACGUCGAACUUGAUGAGGUGGCCCAUUUAGCCAUCUGCGACCUGCUACAAUGCCCCUCUAUUGGUGAAUUUGAACGUGACUCCUUCAUCUCUGGCUGGCGGGGCGUCUCGAUCGGUGACAAACCCUACGACACUAUAUCACGCCAAUCCCAAUACGUCAACACUAUUCGAAAGAGGGUUGUCACAGAUCCUGCGUAUUUCAAACAGGUAUAUCGAAAUGCUUUCAAGCUCGCCAAGCCAGAAGGUCAACGGAGUGUGCCAAUGGAUUCUGCAAUCGACUUCUGGAACAUGUUCUUCAGGCAGGGCAAAGGAGGGAUUGAGUGGAACACUUCGACCACCAAGUGGUUGGAUUUAUGGUGCGAAUUUUACGAAACGAAAAACAAGCGGCCGGUCAACAAAGAUCUCUGGAACAUGGUCUGCGAGCUGGUGUUCAAGACAAAAGAGCCCGGCGGAGAAACGCUCGAGUGGUGGACCGAGGAUGGAGCCUGGCCCAUGGCUGUCGACGAUUUUGUGGCCUACGUCAAAGACAAGAGAUCGGCUCAGACGGACAGUAUGGACAUUAGCUGA
Molecule: messenger RNA, 930 nt
Organism: Exophiala dermatitidis NIH/UT8656
Lineage: Eukaryota; Fungi; Ascomycota; Eurotiomycetes; Chaetothyriales; Herpotrichiellaceae
Exons: 3
Coding region: 1-930 (309 amino acids)
Biological process (GO): positive regulation of ubiquitin-protein transferase activity; protein neddylation
Cellular component (GO): ubiquitin ligase complex
Molecular function (GO): ubiquitin-like protein binding; cullin family protein binding; ubiquitin conjugating enzyme binding
Source: RefSeq, a predicted model, not a curated record